AACAACAAAAAAACGGAGCUUCUCACGAAUUUCCCACGGUUUUGAAAAUAUCUCUCAUCCAAAAACAUAUCAUAUAUAUACACAAACACACUUUGCUACAAAAACAGAACACAAAAACACAUUGUAACAUUAGUUUAAUCAUCACACAAAAACAUUAUGUCGAAUAAUAAUAAUUCUCCGACCACCGUGAAUCAAGAAACGACGACGUUUCGUGAAGUCUCAAUCACAUUGCCUACUGAUCAAUCUCCUCAAACCUCACCAGGCUCAUCUUCUUCUCCUUCACCGAGACCUUCCGGUGGAUCUCCGGCGAGAAGAACCCCGACUGGAUUAUCCGGAAAACACUCUGUUUUCAGGGGAAUUCGACUACGUAACGGAAAAUGGGUAUCGGAGAUUCGAGAGCCACGUAAAACGACAAGAAUAUGGCUCGGGACUUACCCGGUACCGGAGAUGGCUGCGGCCGCUUACGACGUGGCGGCGUUAGCUUUAAAAGGACCCGACGCCGUUUUGAAUUUUCCCGGUUUAGCUUUGACUUACGUGGCUCCGGUUUCAAACUCUGCAGCGGAUAUAAGAGCGGCUGCUAGUAGAGCAGCGGAGAUGAAGCAACCGGAUCCGGGUGGGGAUGAGAAGGUAUUGGAACCGGGUCAACCCGGGAAAAAAGAAGAAGAAGAAGAAGUGUCGUGUUCGUUGGAGUUUAUGGAUGAGGAAGCGAUGUUGAAUAUGCCGACUUUGUUGACGGAGAUGGCUGAAGGAAUGUUGAUGAGUCCACCGAGAAUGAUGAUAACUCCGACGGUGGAGGAUGAUUCGCCGGAGAAUCAUGAAGGAGAUAAUCUUUGGAGUUAUAAAUGAAUUCAUUUAGCUGUCUUUUUUUAUUAAUUAUUUUUUCCGGUCGAAUGAGAUUUAAUUUUUCCUUUUUUUUUUUUUUUUGCUUUUUGGGACGUCGCUGUUAUCGAAAGUCAAAUAGGUUAUUAAUAUGAUCUAUUUGUAAUAUUUUUGAAAAAA
Messenger RNA from Arabidopsis lyrata subsp. lyrata, 999 nucleotides. RefSeq names its product ethylene-responsive transcription factor ERF025. The record is from RefSeq and is a predicted model, not a curated record. The transcript has a single exon. Gene Ontology annotation, molecular function: DNA binding; DNA-binding transcription factor activity. NCBI's taxonomy places the organism in Eukaryota, Viridiplantae, Streptophyta, Magnoliopsida, Brassicales, Brassicaceae. Gene Ontology annotation, biological process: regulation of DNA-templated transcription. Bases 157 to 846 code for a protein of 229 amino acids.